Microthlaspi erraticum is the source of this 555-nucleotide messenger RNA. Lineage: Eukaryota; Viridiplantae; Streptophyta; Magnoliopsida; Brassicales; Brassicaceae. The record is from the annotation of a GenBank genome assembly.
AUGAAGAGCCUCUUGAAGGGUCUUCGGUACAUUUCUCAAAUCUUUGAAAACGAGAAAGAGCCAGAGAUGCAAAUUGGAAUCCCCACAGAUGUAAAGCAUGUUGCUCACAUUGGUUGGGAUGGAGGAUCUGUCAAUCAAAACUCACCCAGCUGGAUGAAUGAUUUUAAAGCAUCGGGUGGCUAUCCAUCGGCGCCUCUAGGAAAUAUCAAGGAGGAUGCUUCCUCCAUUUCUGAAGAUUCGACUAGGUCACGUGAUAUACCGGGACUUCCAAAAUCGUGGAGAGACCGCUCGAACAAUUUGGUUUCAACAACAAAGGAACGGUCACGACGUGGAUCUUUGAUUUCUAGUGGAAACCCUAAAACCUCACGGAGAUCUAAAGAAUCUUCUGAUAUUCUUCAAGAUGGUUCUAGAAAAUCUCGACGGAAAAAGUCCAAGGAUUGUGUAAAUGGUGGAUCUAUAAGAUCGUCGCGAAGAGCACGAGGGUCUCAGACAGAAUCUAUAAGUGGUUCAAUGUCUGAUGCAGGCAGGAUCAAUGAUAUCAUCAAUCUCCAGUGA